GUGGCAAUUUCCCAAUAUUUUUCCACUGCUGUUCUACAUGUUCGCCGCCGCACUGUUUUGACGUCAACCGUUGUCCACUGUACUCCUUCGCCGUCCAUAGCUUUUUAUUGCUCUCUGCCAUAUACCCAUUAAGUCUUCAUUACUUGGGAAUUCAGAUUAACAAGCAUACACAAUGAGCAAAGUCAUUUAUAUCCCGGAUAAGCUGCCAACUCCACCGGAUCAACAACCCACUGUUAAUGUCUUUGCUGCUGUGGUUGAGCCCAAGUUAAUCAACAAUCUUGUGAGGCGCUUAAAUCAGAUAGCACCAUUAGAAAAGCUUCGCCAUGUGAAAAGAGUUCAGAAGAAGCAACUUGAAGAUGGAAAGACUCAAAUAGCAUUGAUCCUAUGUCUUGCAAGUGAAAACAAUUGCAAUUUGGAUGUUUUGUCUCCAUGUGUACAAGAGCUUGUGACGUCAUACAAGUUGAGUACCUUUAUCACAAAGGUUUGUAAGGAAGCAGCAACAACAAAAGAAGAAUGGGAAGAGCAGUGCAAGCUUUGGCCAACAUCAUAUCAUCCACCCACAUACAAUAUUGAUGGUAUCACCGGCUUUAAUGAAGUGGACACACAAUCAAUUUUUGGCUUCAUGCGAUUAGCAAUAGAAUUAGCACAGUCGUCUAAUAAAUCGGUAGUAAAUGCUGCAGUGAUUGUUGAUCCUUCAGUUAAGCAAGUAAUAGCAAGUGCUUGUGAUCAUCAUAUUUCCUCCAAGAAUGCUUCGACAAGCAAUGUGAACGGAGAAACAAUCUUUAAAAAAUGCCUAAAAUCUAUUGGUUGUCAUUUCGAUUCCAAUGGAUCCAUCAUCCAUGGAACUUUGCCCUCAAGUUCCUUGUUGAAAACACUGAAACAAUCAUGUUCAGAUGUUUCGUGUUUGUAUCCCUUGCGAUGGGUUGACCUACCAUUACUACAUUCAUCAAAUUCUUGUUGUUGGCACCCUUUAAGGCAUGCUGCUAUUGCAGCUAUUGAAUCUUCUGCUGCUCGAGAUCGUCAUCUAUUCCCAACUCUUAAAACCAUGGAUGAUAAGUCAGUUGAAAUGGAGCAUAUGGGGCCUCUGACCAAACUAGCAAAAAGACAGAAGAUUGAUCUUGAAAAUGCCAAAAGAAAGGAGGAGAAAGUAGGUAUUGAUGCUGAAGGCACAUAUUCUAAAUCAGACCGACCUUAUCUGUGCACUGGUUAUGACAUUUAUCUUGUGUGGGAGCCAUGUAUUAUGUGUGCAAUGGCACUGGUUCAUCAACGAGUUAGGCGCAUAUUUUAUGCGUUCCCAAAUCCUAGCCAUGGGGCAUUAGGCAGUGUUCACAGACUACAGGGUGAAAGAAGUUUAAACCAUCACUAUGCUGUUUUUAGAGUUUUGUUUCAUGAAGAUGAACUUUAAUGGGCAGUGUUCACUGGUUCUAGGAUUCCUCAGUUUAAGUGUAGGUGAAUCUGGGGAUAUGACUAAUUCAGAUAUGGUUGUAUUUUAUUAUUGAUCUUUUAUUAUGGGGGUAAAUCAGGCUUCUAAUUAAGUGUAGAUGAGUUGGGAGCAAUAUUGUAACUUCUAUUCGAAUUAUUAAAGUUCCGUUUGGCAA
Messenger RNA from Benincasa hispida (wax gourd), 1598 nucleotides. Its product is annotated as tRNA-specific adenosine deaminase TAD3. Gene Ontology annotation, cellular component: nucleus; cytoplasm. Lineage: Eukaryota; Viridiplantae; Streptophyta; Magnoliopsida; Cucurbitales; Cucurbitaceae. Gene Ontology annotation, molecular function: tRNA-specific adenosine-34 deaminase activity. The record is from RefSeq and is a predicted model, not a curated record.